This is a messenger RNA of Kickxella alabastrina, 1939 nucleotides long. RefSeq names its product histidine phosphatase superfamily. The coding region runs from base 264 to 1811 and encodes 515 amino acids. Gene Ontology annotation, molecular function: phosphatase activity. The transcript has a single exon. Gene Ontology annotation, biological process: dephosphorylation. Lineage: Eukaryota; Fungi; Kickxellomycota; Kickxellomycetes; Kickxellales; Kickxellaceae. The record is from RefSeq and is a predicted model, not a curated record.
UAUGGAUUUGGCGCAGAUCAUUGCUACUAAAGGAUGUGUAGUAUUCUCAUGACAUGGCAGUGAUUGGCUUUGUAAAGUUGGGCACAAGAACUCAUACUAUCAUCCGACAUGAUAUUGCAUCGUCGCGGCGAGCGUCAGCUGAUGCAGGUGAAGGGUUUAAAUGAAAAUGUUUCCGCUGGUAAUUAUUUGACCAUGCAGCCAUGCUAUGAUUUUUCCUCACCAUCUUUCUUCUCUCAAAUUAUUAUACACCUAUUAAUUCUCGUAUGUCUUCCAACGCUUCUCUCACGCCGUUGAGCAGCGAGUCGACUCCAGCUAGCGUGCUGCAAGCACGGCUGCCGCGUCUUUCGGCAGAAUUCCUGGCAAAACACUACCCCAAGCAGGCAUCGGUGGUGCAUGUCGGGGUGGUGCACCGACACGGUGAGCGCACACCAGGAUGCCACCGACUUCCAAACAUCUCACCGGAAAACUGGAACCUCUGCAGCCGCGGCGCUUCCUUACACGCGGCCUUUGCGCAAGCCGCGGGUUUGCCAGCGACACUGCCAAGCCAUGCUCACGUGUUUCCCCAGGGGCAGCGCAACCUCGGCGCUAUUUUUGGGGCUUCGACGCUAGAGACGCCAGAAAGCAAGUCGCAGAAUGCAAAGGGCCGGUGCGACUGGGGGCAGCUAACAGACGUGGGGCGUGCGAGUAUGACUAAACUGGGCGCGCAUCUGAGGGCACUCUACGUCGAUGCUCUGGGAUUUCUGCCAGAAAACCCUCAAGGCAAGCUAUAUCUGCGCUCGUCAAUGUAUGUACGCGCCAUCGAGUCGCUGCAGCACACGCUGGGCGGACUAUAUCCAGAUCAAGAGCCUGGAAAGCAGUCAUUUCGCAUCAAUAUAAGGCCGGUAUCCCAUGAAACAAUGUUCCCUAGCCUUGGAUAUGCAGCCAUGUCACGUUUGUUUGAAGGUGUCGGUGCGCUGGCUAAUAGAAAGAAUUGUGAGGAGUAUCAGAAGUUGGAUGCCGAGUUGAGGGCUAUUCCAGAGCUCAAGGACUACUUUGCUUCGGAGGUGCAGGUCCAAAAGACUCCCGUUGCCAUUGAAGUUCUGGAUGUUGUUGGCAGCAUGAGAAUUCAUGGCCUGGCUGUGCCGGCAAUAUUUGACGACGCAUUGGUAAAGCGGCUGACAAGCGGGGGGGUUAUUGAGUGGUUUCACUCGUCAUGGAGCAUGCCGGCAUUGGCCCGUAUGCAGAUCGGACCAUUUGUGCGCGAGCUUGUCGACGAGGUGGUUGACGCUGUCGAGAGCGAUCGUGCAGGAAGGCCGGCACAGAGACAGAUGUCAAUUUACUCGGGUCAUGACACUACCAUAGGCCCACUUAUGGCCGUUCUAGGCUCAGAUCCCGCCAAACUGACUGUGCCGGCUGAUUUGUCGUGGCCACAAUUCGCGUCCAGCCUGCGGUUUGAGUUGCUCAAAGACAGCGAGUCGCCCUACCCGACCGUGCGGCCGGCAUGGGAGGACGAGCGCCGGAUAUAUGCGGAUAAAGCAGAGAUGAUUCCCUUUGAUAAACGUGUGCGGCCCACCAAUGUGCCUGACGCACUGUACCAGUGGCCGAAAGAUGGCAGACGCAAUCCGCGGGCGACGCGCGACUACUACGUUCGCGUAUGGUACAAUGACCGGGUGCUGGUCCUGCCCACAUGCAAAGAUCCCGGAGCCCACCACACGCAGAUGGGAUCAGGUGUCUGCACCCUUGACGGCUUCUUUAAGCAGAUUGCCCGCUUUGUGCCAAGCGAGCGUGAGGCCGCCAGCGAGUGCCGCGCUAGUGUCGUCACCAAAAACUGAUCAGGGUCGGCUCGAACUGCUAUUGAUCGAACCGCAAGGCCUUAGUAUUUUUUGGGUGCAAACUGAAAAAAAUGACACGUAAAAAACCCCCCCUCACCGCCAGAAUUUUGAUGAUUUUUAUUUUUGCC